This is a messenger RNA of Cherax quadricarinatus, 1109 nucleotides long. The record is from RefSeq and is a predicted model, not a curated record. NCBI's taxonomy places the organism in Eukaryota, Metazoa, Arthropoda, Malacostraca, Decapoda, Parastacidae.
UCCAGGCAAUCGUCGAGCACCACCAGCAACUCUCAGUAAUAAUUAUCGAGCACCACCAGCAGCACUCACCUCGUCACAAGUGUCGUGCACCACCAGCAACACUCACCUUGUCACAAGUGUCGACCACCACCAUCAACACACACCUCGUCACAAGUGUCAAGCACCACCAACAACACACACCUCGUCACAAGUGUCAAGCACCACCAACAACACUCGCCUCCUCACAAGUGUCAAGCACCACCAACAACACACACCUCGUCACAAGUGUCAAGCACCACCAACAACACUCGCCUCCUCACAAGUGACAAGCACCACCAACACUCACCUCCUCACAAGUGUCAAGCACCACCAACAACACUCACCUCCUCACAAGUGUCGACCACCACCAACACUUAACCAACACAACAAGCAGGUGGGACUCACUGCACUGACCUACAACUUGUGGAGUUAACUGAGAGAAGCAAAACCUCUGGAAACUGAACGUAGCUGGAAAAAAAAGAGCGCCAGUCAUGAAGCUGUGUACUCUUCUCUGUACCUUCACUACCAGCAUGACUCUGGUUUGUGUCUCCUGUGGCGACCCAGAGAAGAUACUGCUUGUUGGAGUUGAAGACAAGGAAGACAGACCCUUCACUGUCUUAGACAAAGACAAGGAAGACAGACCCUUCACUGUCUUAGACAAAGACAAGGAAGACAGACCCUUCACUGUCUUAGACAAAGACAGAGAAGACAGACCCUUCACUGUCUUAGACAAAGACAAAGAAGACAGACCCUUCACCGUCUUAGACAAAGACAAGGAAGACAGACCCUUCACUGUCUUAGACAAAGACAAAGAAGACAGACCCUUCACUGUCUUAGACAAAGACAAGGAAGACAGACCCUUCACCGUCUUAGACAAAGACAAAGAAGACAGACUCUUCACUGUCUUAGAUAAAGACAAAGAAGACAGACCCUUCACUGUCUUAGACAAAGACAAGGAAGACAGACUCUUCACUGUCUUAGAUAAAGACAAGGAAGACAGACCCUUCACUGUCUUAGACAAAGACAAGGAAGACAGACCCUUCACCGUCUUAGACAACAGACAAGGGAAAGGACAGACCCCACUGUGUUAG